Volvox carteri f. nagariensis is the source of this 1807-nucleotide messenger RNA. RefSeq lists its product as uncharacterized. The coding region runs from base 76 to 885 and encodes 269 amino acids. The transcript has 7 exons. The record is from RefSeq and is a predicted model, not a curated record. NCBI's taxonomy places the organism in Eukaryota, Viridiplantae, Chlorophyta, Chlorophyceae, Chlamydomonadales, Volvocaceae. Gene Ontology annotation, cellular component: proteasome core complex. Gene Ontology annotation, molecular function: threonine-type endopeptidase activity.
UUCGAGUCUGACUUUUUGCCAGUUUUAGAGCUUCAGGUCUUUCCUUUAGCAGAUAAGUUAGGAUCGCGCGGGAGGAUGGGUUCCAAUGCAGGAGGCUUCGACUUUGAUCUAUGCAAGCGAAAUGCUAUGCUACAGAACAAAGGCAUGACCCUUCCCAAGGCGUGGAAGACGGGUACAACUAUCGCUGGGCUAAUUUUCAAGGACGGUGUUGUCCUGGGAGCCGAUACUCGUUCAACUUCGGGGAGCACGGUUGCGGAUAAAAACUGCAGUAAGAUCCACUUCAUAACCCCCAACAUUUACGCUUGUGGCGCUGGUACAGCAGCGGACUUGGAGCAUGUAACGGACAUGGUGUCGGGGCAAAUCGCCCUCCAUCGAUACGCGACUGGCCGGCAAGCACGUGUCAUCACAGCGAUGACGAUGUUCAAGCAGCACCUCUUUAAGUACCAGGGCCACGUUGGGGCUGCAUUGGUGCUUGGGGGCGUUGACCUCAACGGGCCGCACCUCUUCACGAUCUACCCGCACGGCUCCACCGACUCGCUGCCCUUCGCCACCAUGGGUUCCGGGUCAGUGAACGCCAUGGCCAUGUUUGAGGCGUAUUACAAGGACGAUAUGGACCGGGGUGAGGCGAUGGCGCUUGUGGCGCGCGCGAUCAGGUCAGGUGUGAUGAAUGACCUGGGCUCGGGUUCCAAUGUGGACCUGUGCGUCAUCACCAAGGAGGGAGUGGACUACUUGCGGAAUUACGAGUACCUGCAGGCUAAGACCUACACGCGGCAGUUCCCGGUCAAAUACCCGCCAGGCACCGCCACCGUUGUGAAGCAACGGGUGAUGUCGCUCAAGGGCGUGGAGGUGAUACAGGGCGCGCCUGAGGAGAUGGAUGUGUCCUAGGAGGGCAUGGGUGCCAUGCCGCAUGAGCUUGUUGUGGUCGGCGGCAUUAUAAUGGUGGUGAUAUGAAACUUGAGGGUUGAGAGGGGCAGAGCGCGGUAAUCAGCAGGGGGAAAGGGGCUCUAGUUACCGAGCAGUAAGCACACAUCCUGUUCCGUCACGGGAGUGUUUUUAGAUGUGUAGUCGCCAGAGUAACUCGUGAAGCUGUCGAGUCAACCCCGUUCCUGUUGUGGACGCAUAAGCGUGCGUUUGAAUUAACUGUCCUGAUUGAGGAAUGUUUUGGCGUUGUGAUGGAAACGCUGUCCACAGCUGAGGAGAGGCUGACGGUUAGGCUACACUCGCUUAUACAGUGCCUUGAUUGGGUGAAUUUUUGUGGUUUUCUGGAAGGAAAUGCAAUCGGCAGCGGUGUAUACACCAUGUCACAUCUUUUACGCCAGCUGCGACAGAAUGGUUAAAAACCUGCAGUGUAGAUAACGACAGGUAUCAAGCGGUUAUUUUGCACCCCUACCUUUGCAACUUCUAACUGGGCAAGCACCUCGUCCAUUACUGUCCUUUGCCCGCAUCUGACCAUCUCUCCUAACACGUUUGCCAUGAUUUACGCCAGGAAGCAGAAGUGUCUCAGCAACAACGCGACCUGCCGUGCACGUCCCAUGUCCAGGCAAACAGUUAAGAAAGACCUGUUGUGAACAAGAGAUGUUGAGCAUCAGACGCUAGACAGUCGUCCCUCGCCGUAAACCACAAGACCAGGCAAAGUCGGAGGCAAAACGUGGCUCGUAGCAUAUUAGCUAGUACUGCCAAGGAAGCGGCUUUAACGGUUCGGUUGAGUUGGGGACUGCCGCGCACGCCGACUCUCCGACCGUGACAUGCAGUGCAACGAACUGCCCCAGGCGCAGGCUAUCGCCGUAGCUAUCUCUCAUCUUCCUUC